AUGGCUUCGAACCUUAUGUCGCUGCCUCUCGAGGUCAAGGAUCAAAUCUACGGCUAUGUUCUCUCAGACGAUCACGACAUCUUCGCCCACGGCGUCCCAGCACUCCUAAAAACUCACGAGUACUAUCCCUAUCACCGACAACAAUCGCUCCGAAAGAUCUCGAGAUUCGAAAACGACACACGCAAAAAGGCGUUGCUUGUAGUUUGCAAAUCCAUAACACCUCCACAAGCUGUGUAUGAGAAUAUCUUCGAGCUUAGAUCGGAGGAAGAUAUAUUCGACAGGGCUGCAUAUACAUGGUGGCAGAGGCAUUUUGUGUUCUCGAAAGCGACGUUGUUUGCAGAGUAUCUGGCGAGCAAAGGUGCCAAUGCGGUGGUUGACAGGGAAUGCGAAUGUGCUUUUGCGCUGCUUCCGAGGGAGGUGCGAGAUCGAGCAAUGCGCGCAAUCAUCAGUGGUUGA
Molecule: messenger RNA, 456 nt
Organism: Aureobasidium pullulans EXF-150
Lineage: Eukaryota; Fungi; Ascomycota; Dothideomycetes; Dothideales; Saccotheciaceae
Exons: 2
Coding region: 1-456 (151 amino acids)
Source: RefSeq, a predicted model, not a curated record